CGGGGCGUCAACCGUCCGCUUCAUCCAGUGCCUGUCAAGGCUCCAGCUCUUGGGUCACUUUUCUUUUUAAAAAUCACACAUCCCUUGCUUGUUUCCAGAGAAAGACCGGGAGCGCGAGCCGGGAAUCGAGGGCCCUCAAUAACCAACAUCACGCGAGGUGGAAUUAUUUCCAAGCCAUGGAAGGCUGCGAAGAGGCUUUUGCUGCUUAGCAAAGCAUCGGCGAGAAAGCCGUCUCAGAGAAAAGAAAAAAAAAAUGUCAUCCUCUUCUCCUCCUCUGUCUCUCGCUCGAGCUUCUUUGAACUCCGGAAGGAGUUUCAGAAAGGCUUCAAGCAAUCAAGAUCUUGGUCAACCACAUUCGUUUUUUCUAGCUAUUGGAUCCAAGAGAUCUCACUGGCAAUAUCCUUUUUCAUGCCCGCAUAGAUUAUCAAUAAAUCAGAAGCCUGAGCAUGAUUUUGCACUCUCAACUAUCCUGAAAGACAACUCAGCUAUGACCGCGAUUGAGGAAGAUGCUGCACAUCUUGGUAUCAUCAAUGUGGAUCCAUCCUUAGAACAAUUUAAAGACCAUUUUACCUAUAGAUCAAAGAGAUACAUAGAGCAAAAAUCAUUGAUUGAGAAGUAUGAAGGGAGUCUGGAGGAAUUCGCUCAAGGUUAUCUGAAGUUUGGAUUCAACAGAGAACAGGAUGGAAUCGUAUACCGUGAAUGGGCUCCUGCUGCACAGGAAGCGCAACUUAUUGGGGACUUUAAUGGCUGGGACGGUUCCAACCACAAAAUGGAAAGAAAUGAAUUUGGUGUUUGGACGAUUAAAAUUUCAGACACUGAUGGGAAGCCGUCCAUUCCUCACAAUUCCAGGGUUAAAUUUCGCUUUAAGCAUGGUAAUGGAAUAUGGGUUGAUAGAAUUCCAGCUUGGAUCAGAUAUGCCACUGUUGAUUCUAAUGGAUUUGCAGCUCCAUAUGAUGGAGUUCAUUGGGAUCCACCACCUUCAGAAAGGCAUGUGUUUAAAUACCCUCGCCCUCCAAAACCUGCAUCUCCACGCAUAUAUGAGGCUCAUGUCGGGAUGAGUGGUUCAGAACCACGCGUGAGUACAUACAGAGAAUUUGCUGACAAUGUUCUGCCUCGCAUACAAGCAAAUAACUACAAUACUGUUCAGUUGAUGGCUAUUAUGGAACAUUCCUACUAUGCAUCUUUUGGCUAUCAUGUCACAAAUUUUUUUGCUGUUAGCAAUAGAUCAGGAACACCUGAGGACCUCAAGUAUCUGAUUGACAAAGCGCACAGUUUAGGUCUGCGUGUUCUGAUGGAUGUUGUCCAUAGCCAUGCAAGCAACAAUGUUACUGAUGGUCUUAAUGGGUUUGAUGUUGGACAGAGGACUCAAGAGUCUUACUUCCAUACGGGGGAACGCGGUUACCAUAAGCUGUGGGACAGCCGACUAUUCAACUAUGCUAAUUGGGAAGUCUUGAGGUUCCUUUUAUCUAACCUCAGAUGGUGGUUGGAAGAAUUCCAGUUUGAUGGUUUUCGAUUUGAUGGGGUCACUUCAAUGCUGUAUCAUCAUCAUGGUAUCAACAUGGUAUUCACUGGAAAUUAUAGUGAGUAUUUUAGUGAGGCAACUGAUGUGGACGCUGUUGUUUAUAUGAUGCUGGCAAAUCACUUGGUUCACAAACUCUUGCCAGAUGCAACUGUAGUUGCUGAAGAUGUUUCAGGUACACCAGCUCUAUGUCGGCCAGUUUAUGAAGGUGGAGUGGGUUUUGACUAUCGGUUGGCCAUGGCAAUUCCUGACAAGUGGAUCGACUACUUGAAGAACAAAAAAGAUACGGAAUGGUCAAUGCAAGAAAUUUUGUGGAAUUUGACCAACCGCAGAUACAGUGAAAAGUGUAUAGCAUAUGCAGAGAGUCAUGAUCAGGCCAUCGUGGGAGACAAGACAAUUGCCUUUUUAUUGAUGGAUAAGGAAAUGUACUCUGGAAUGUCUGAUUUACAACCCUCUUCGCCUGUAGUUGAAAGAGGGAUUGCACUUCAUAAGAUGAUUCACUUCAUAACCAUUACACUAGGAGGUGAAGGUUACUUAAAUUUCAUGGGAAAUGAGUUCGGUCAUCCAGAAUGGAUUGACUUUCCAAGAGAAGGCAAUGGUUGGAGUUACGAUAAGUGCAGACGCCAAUGGAACCUUGUUGACACUGAUCACCUAAGAUACAAGCACUUGAAUGCGUUUGAUAGAGGGAUGAAUUUGCUUGAUGAUAGAUUUUCGUUCCUUGCAUCAACAAAGCAGAUUGUGAGCAGUAUAAAUGAAGAGGACAAGGUAAUUGUUUUUGAACGUGGAGAUUUGGUUUUUGUGUUCAAUUUCCAUCCUGAAAACACUUAUGAUGGGUAUAAAGUUGGGUGUGACUUGCCAGGAAAGUACAGAGUUGCACUGGAUAGUGAUGCUUCUGAAUUUGGUGGACGUGGAAGAGUUGGUCAUGACGUGGACCAUUUCACUACCCCUGAAGGCAUACCAGGGGUACCUGAAACAAAUUUCAACAAUCGGCCGAACUCGUUCAAAGUCCUAUCUCCUGCUCACACUUGUGUGGCAUAUUACAAAGUUGAAGAAAACUCUGAAGGCUUUGAUGAGGAGAUGACGGAUACUGAGGAGGCAGUAGCAAGAGACAAGGAACCUGAGAGGGAGACUUCCUACCAAACUGCUGCUAAAGUUCUGGUCCCAAUGAGAGUGGGAGAUGAAGAUGAAAUAGAAGAUAUGGGAGAUGCAGAAGCUGAUGGUUAAAAUUAAUUAUCGUACAGAGUUAUAACUAUCUGUUGAUAACCUGUAAUAAAUGCCAAAAUGACCUCCAAGUUGGUUAAAACAGGUCCAUAUUUGAAUAUUUUAUCAUGUCCAUGAUGGAAUUGCCAUUAUCUGUGGUCAA
This is a messenger RNA of Phoenix dactylifera (date palm), 2882 nucleotides long. RefSeq names its product 1,4-alpha-glucan-branching enzyme, chloroplastic/amyloplastic-like. Gene Ontology annotation, molecular function: hydrolase activity, hydrolyzing O-glycosyl compounds; 1,4-alpha-glucan branching enzyme activity; cation binding. NCBI's taxonomy places the organism in Eukaryota, Viridiplantae, Streptophyta, Magnoliopsida, Arecales, Arecaceae. Gene Ontology annotation, cellular component: cytoplasm. Gene Ontology annotation, biological process: glycogen biosynthetic process. The record is from RefSeq and is a predicted model, not a curated record.